UCGCCUGCGUGCCGGAGUGUGUGCGAGGGAGGGGGGAGGGCGUCGGGGGGGUGGGGGGAGGCGCUCCGGUCCUCAGGAGGCCCGCGGAGGGAGGCGGAGGCUGCGAGGGGACUCCGGGACGCCAUGGACGUCGAGAGGCUGCAGGAGGCGCUGAAAGAUUUUGAGAAGAGGGGGAAAAAGGAAGUUUGUCCCGUCCUGGAUCAGUUUCUUUGUCAUGUAGCCAAGACUGGGGAAACCAUGAUCCAAUGGUCCCAAUUUAAAGGCUACUUUAUUUUCAAACUGGAGAAAGUGAUGGAUGAUUUCAGAACUUCAGCUCCUGAACCUAGAGGUCCUCCAAAUCCUAAUGUUGAAUAUAUUCCCUUUGAUGAAAUGAAGGAAAGAAUACUGAAAAUUGUCACUGGAUUUAAUGGUAUCCCUUUUACUAUUCAGCGACUAUGUGAAUUGCUAACAGAUCCAAGGAGAAACUAUACAGGAACAGACAAAUUUCUCAGAGGAGUAGAAAAGAAUGUGAUGGUUGUUAGCUGUGUUUAUCCUUCUUCAGAGAAAAACAGUUCCAAUAGUUUAAAUCGGAUGAAUGGUGUUAUGUUUCCUGGGAAUUCACCAAGCUACACUGACCGGUCUAAUAUAAAUGGACCUGGAACACCCAGGCCUCUUAAUCGACCGAAGGUUUCUUUGUCAGCCCCUUUGACAACGAAUGGUUUGCCUGAGAGCACAGAUAGCAAAGAGUCCAGUCUACAACAAAGUGAAGAAGAAAACCACAGUGAUUCUCCACCCUCUGAAUCAGAAGUUUCCUCAGUAAGCUCUUUAAAAAACAAAUAUCCAGAUGAAGAUGCUGUGGAACCCGAAGGGCAUGAGGUGAAAAGACUAAGGUUCGACAGAGAAGAGGUCAGAGAGACAGCCAGUCCGACGGCUGCUGGCGAGAUGUCUUCAGUCGAAGUGGAAGAAACAGAAGCAUCAUCUUCAUCUCAGGAUAAAGACAAAGACAGUAGUCGCUCCAGGCAGCACUGUUCCGAGGAGGAUGAAGAAGAGGAUGAAGAAGGGGAAGAAGAAUCUUAUAUGACAUCAAGAGAAUCGAUUGCAGAAAGAAAAAUUGAAGAAGAAGAAUCUGAUGAUGCCUUAACUGUGAAUGAUGAGACUUCUGAGGAAAACAAUCAAAUGGAAGAAUCCGGUCAGUCUCAAGCUGAGAACGAUUUGCAUUGUGAAAGUAGUGGAAGUGCAGGCCCUGAAGGUAGUGGUUCAGACUGCCAGGAGACAGAAGAAUUAGUAGGAUCCACUUCCAAUAAAACUGGAGAGAUUGCCUCAGAAUCAUCCAUGGAAAAUGACUAUGAAGCCACGGAAGGCACAGAUGAGCCAAUGGAACAAGACUAACUACUUAGAAACCUUUAGAUACAGUAUUUUACAUACAGUCUUGGUUUUACACUGUAUAAAACUUUUAUGUAACAAAGUGGACCUUUAGUUUUACAGGAGAAGCAGGUUGUAAAAUAAAAGUACUUUAAGAAUAAACCCUGGAAGAGUUGUACCUUUAAGAACUGUGAGUACCAGCUCCUUUGGGUCCUGCUUACUGCUUACUGGUUUUUGGUUUGGGGACGGGGGUCUGGUCAAAUCAGUGGUUUGUGUAUAGAUUUUUUUUAAUUAGAAUUAAAGUUUUUAAACUGGAAGGUAAUUAUAAUUUUGAAAACCUUUUAAAGAUGAACACGUUUAGUUUAUACACAUACAAGGAAGUUUUUGUCUUGUCUUUUUCUGACUGCUUUAGGAGUUUUCAUAUUUGGUCAUUGUUUCAGCAUUUUAACAUGUGAAUUAUAGGGUUUCAUGCUGGUUUCCAGAUUUUAUUGUUUGACUAUGUACAAUGGAACUUUAAGUCAUAUAUACAUAUAUAUAUAUACAUAUAUAUUAUUCUAAGGGGGGAAAUGUUAUAUUUUUCUGUUUCUAUAAGAGAUGAAUACAGUGGAUACUUUUUCUAUUGGUAAUGGUUGAGUUCACCUCUUUCAGAAGACAUUUUCUUUUUCUUCUGAGUAAAUCAAAUAAAAUCUGGCCCUUGUGAAACCCUGGACAUCUUAAGUCUGUUGAAAUACCAGGUUUAAACACAUUCCAGGAGACCUGUUCAAACUAAAAUUCUUUUGUAUACUUCUGAGGUGCCUGAGGGGGAAAAUGACUAUUAUUUAUGAGGAAAUGUGCUUUAUCUUGGAAAUUGUGUUCAAACAUAGCUUGCUGUUUUGUAGGAUGAACGCUUAUGAAGCUAAUAGGAGACCAUCUCUCAGAAUUGGACAGGUUCCUUAACUUUUUGCUUGCGUUUCUGAACAUUUGUGAAUAUUACACAUUUCUUUCUAAAUUAUUCUGGAGUAUGCAAAUGUCAAUGGUACGAAACACCUCAGUACUGGAAGGAUCCACAUACUACUUUAGUAAUGUACCCAAGCUAGCUAGGAUGACUACAGCUUUUAGGGUACACAGAAGCUACCACUUAUAACGUGUAUGACAUUUUGAUGGGAAUUAAAUAUUUUUGAACAUGCUUCUUCGACAGCCAGUGUUAGAUUUUUCAGAUUGACACAAAGCACAAUGAUUACUCUAAACUCAAUAUUUUCAGAUUCACUUAUUUAAAGUCAUGUAAGCUGCAAACCUCCCUGUCAAAAUUACUGGCUGCCAAAUUUAUACCUGUUUCUUCAGCUGUAUCUUUUGAUAUUUAGAAUUUUUAAAUUUCUGUAAAGUAGAUUUUGUAGAAUGUAAUGUGUUUACUGCCUUUGUGAAGCGGUAUAUAAUUGUAUAAUUUCUGUGUGUAAACUGAAUGCUUGGGCUUUCAAUACAGUAUUCAUAUAAAGCAAUAAAUGUUAAUGUUAUGAAAUAUUUGAGUACAUUUUUAUCAGAAAAAUUCCUUUUAAGUUUCAGUUACCUGAAUACACAGAUGAACUUAAAAGCUGAUGCAGACGCUCUCUGACAUUGUGUCAUAUUCUCUGGGUGAUUGGAAAGGAAUCCACAGUUACGUUUUGACGACUUCCAAUUUCUUUGACUACAGAUACCACCAUGGGUUGGCUCCGUUACCUUUGUAGAAUAACAUCCUACUGACUGUGUGGUACUGUCACAUUCGCAGGAGCUACAUGAUGUACUUGCGAAUAUGUCUUUAACAGUUGAGAUUAAAGCGGAGUGGAUUUUGUACCCAAGAAGGAACAAAGAAGCAAACAUUGUAAAUUUUUUUGCUACAAUAUUAAGAUGAAGCAUUUUAAAUGUGACAUUCAUUUUUAGUGAUCAUUUUGUUGAGGAAUUUUGCCAAUGAGAACAGAUUUUAAGCAUUUUAAGUUUAGAAAUCUUGGGAUUUUUUUUCUUUUAGGGUAUUUAUGAAAUUGUCAAUAAACCUAUUCUCUAAGCUCCUGUGACCUUUUGAUAGUUUUUAUUUUCAUUAUAGUGCCAUGGACCAUUUGUAAACCAAUUGAUUGACUUUGUUGGGUUUGAGUUGAAGACUUAGCAUUGUGACUUUGAGGUCUGUGGUUUUAUUUGUAAACUUGCAAUUGCUAUUUUUGCAAGAGCAAAUGUAUUUCUUUAUUAAAUAAAGUAUAAUAAUGGUGAAUGUACCAAAACAUCACUUAACUCUAUGAGAAAUCUUCAUUUUAAUCUUUAGUUUAAUAGUCUUGAUAAUUUAUUAGAUACUCAUGUUGAUCCUAGUCAGACAUGCUGUUUAUACAGAUACAUGUAGAAGGCAAAGGGAUAUCUCCUGUAGGAUAGGUGGAAGGUGUAGUUUUAUUUGUAGCGAAGUAGACCUUCGCUCGGCUGACUUCAGAUACUGUGGCCGCUAUGAUGUACGUUUCCAUGAUGUGGGUACGUGCAUUGGCACAGGCUUUGCUCAGUGAAAUGGCAGUUCUAACAGAAACUGAGUCAUUCCUGACUUUCAGAGACUGGUUCUAGGCAAAUUUCUUUGGCGUAUCAAGGGAAGUCUUACUAAAAUACCAAAUAAGAAUCAAAACUUGAAUGACUAAAAUGUUUAUUUAUAUGGUGUUGAAACUAGCAUGGAAAGAUCAUUUGAUGAUGCUGAGGAGAAAAUUGAGACUAUAAACAGAAUACGUUCUAUCACCUUCCUCCUUUAAAAAGUGGAAUAGUUCUCAAUAUUUUAAAACUUUUUGGUCAGUACUGGGUUUGAACUCAGGGCCUCCCACUCUCAGAUUUUUUUUUCUUUGACCUCUCAGCUGGUGUUUACCACUUGGGCCCUACCACCUUCUUUCUUGCUGGUUAUUUGGAGCUAAGAGUCUCCUGGAUAUGUCCUCCCCAGGCUGGCUCUGAACUGCUGUCCCCAGUUCUCAGCCUUCUGAGCAGCUGGGAUUAUAGGUGUAAUCCACCGGUGCCCAGCCUUGGCCUUUAAAAAAAGACAUCUUUUUCAAUUCUGAAGAGUGUAGUGGAACAGAAAUAUGUAAUGUUUUCAGUGUUGAUCACAAGUACACACAAAUAGACCUUUCAGACGUGGCGUGGCCGGAGUACCGGAAUUUACAUUUGUAGAGCCAUAACAAUUUGGAAAAUAUCCCAGAAGUCCUGGGCCAGAAAGUGCGACCCGCUAAAAGCACUGAGAUUCAGAGGAUUUUAUUUUUCUGGUGUAGAUAGGCAUGUAUUUAUGCAUUUUCCGUUUGUAUGUCAGCAAAUUUUCAAAUAAUGUAGAUGUAAUAUACUAGUUUGCCUAUAAAGGUACUUGAGCAGAAUAUAAAGCUGCUACGGUGCUUGAUGAUGAAAAAUGUAAGUUGAAAAUGCAACUUGUAGAACCAAAGGAAAUAACAUCGGGUAGUCAUUCAAAUUGUCUUCUCAACAGAAGUUUCAUGAACACAUUGGUUUUGGUCAAAUGAUCAGUUCUCACAAUUUGUGCUAGUCAUAAAAUGGGUACAUGUGAAAACAUCUUGUAAUUUUAUAUGGAAUUAUUAAAAUUAGAUUUGCUGGGUUAUUGGCCUAAUAAGGAUGCUAGUAUGUAUUAGAAUAUAUUCCACAUUUAAAAAUUACCAUUACACUUCAGAACUAUUAUUUCUUCUUGGAGCCUAGAUUACUUUGCCAAAUAAAUGUAUUAUUUUCAUAAUGCAAUAAAAUACAAAUUAGAAGAA
This is a messenger RNA of Perognathus longimembris pacificus (Pacific pocket mouse), 5063 nucleotides long. It is a transcript of the gene Ppp4r2, whose product is annotated as protein phosphatase 4 regulatory subunit 2. The coding region runs from base 124 to 1368 and encodes 414 amino acids. Lineage: Eukaryota; Metazoa; Chordata; Mammalia; Rodentia; Heteromyidae. Gene Ontology annotation, cellular component: protein phosphatase 4 complex; cytoplasm; nucleus. The record is from RefSeq and is a predicted model, not a curated record. Gene Ontology annotation, biological process: protein dephosphorylation. The transcript is spliced from 9 exons. Gene Ontology annotation, molecular function: protein phosphatase regulator activity.